AUGGCGUCUUGGAAUUCAGUUUCAUUAGAACUAACCUACGAAUUUCUUGGCUGGUUCGCUUUUAUUGCAUGGUCCAUCAGUUUCUACCCUCAAGUCAUCUUAAAUUUUAGAAGAAAAAGCGUUGUUGGACUCAACUUUGAUUUCGUUCUCUUAAACCUAACGAAACAUAGUUCCUAUCUCAUAUACAAUGCUUCUCUCUACUUUAGCUCUGCUAUUCAGAAUCAAUAUUUUCAGAAAUACGGUUAUGACCAGAUGAUACCGGUGGCAGCAAAUGAUGUUGCUUUUUCAAGCCAUGCUGUUCUGCUGACGGCCGUUGCAUUGUUCCAGAUUGCAAUCUAUGAACGUGGAAGUCAGAAAUUGUCGAAAAUUUCGAUUGGAAUUGUCUCUGUUGUUUGGCUGACGGCUGCUGUUUGUUUCUUUGUUGCUUUGUCUGAUCAUUCAUGGCUUUGGCUUCUCAAUAUCUUCAACUCAAUUCAAGUGCUUAUGACUACUAUAAAGUACAUUCCCCAGGUAAGCAUGAACUUCCUAAGGAAAAGUACUGAUGGAUUCAGCAUUGGUAACAUUCUACUUGACUUUUCUGGAGGAAUAGCGAACUAUGGACAGAUGGUUGUGCAAUCAAUAGAUCAGGAUUCGUGGGUCAACUUCUAUGGCAAUAUAGGAAAAGUGUUGCUCUCUCUGGCAUCUGUGUCCUUUGACAUUAUUUUCAUUAUUCAACAUUAUGUCCUGUAUCCUGCUAAAAAACACUCCAAAUUGGGGACCACCGGUGACGAUGAAGAUCAAAUUAGAGAGCACCUUGUCAGGCCUUCUGAUGAGUCUCCACCCGAGAAUGCGUGA
Messenger RNA from Lathyrus sativus (Indian pea), 834 nucleotides. The record is from the annotation of a GenBank genome assembly. NCBI's taxonomy places the organism in Eukaryota, Viridiplantae, Streptophyta, Magnoliopsida, Fabales, Fabaceae.